Messenger RNA from Amoebophrya sp. A120, 1215 nucleotides. Lineage: Eukaryota; Dinophyceae; Syndiniales; Amoebophryaceae. The record is from the annotation of a GenBank genome assembly.
AGCAGAGAAGAGCGUGUCGUGGUGACAGUUCGGACCCGUUAUUUGAAGCUUGAAUCAAUCUUCCCAGUCGAAUUUGCAGCGGAGCUAUAUUACCGCCGCAACCACAUGCGGUCUUGCAGUGCCCAUGAACAGGAUCUAGAAGUCAUGAGAUGUAGAAGUCAUUAAAUAAUGAGAGUCGCUACGAGUACCGCGAUGAAACCACCGCAGGGCCGGGGUCGUGGUCAUCUAACCGUAAGAACCCCCGUCGUCCGAUAUCGCGGGCGGCUCGGAGCAGUUGAAAAGGGGUCUUUGUGAACAUCAAGCUUUGCAGCAGCUGCCGGCGGUGCUGGUUUUUUCACCGAUUGUUCACCGAUGAUCUUUUCGAAAAAGCUUUCGCAGACCUACUGUUUCUGGGCACGAGCGGCGGAGGUGGCGAUCUUGGUGCUGUUACUCGACCAAAUCCCCCAGUACGAGAGCGUUUGCGCCAUGAUGUCCCGCGCUUGUUGGGGCGUCAGCGCCUCCCUGACCUAUCAUUUAAUCUUUUUCCUGCUGCCCUGGCGAGGUAACUUCAAGUACGUGCGGAGCGCGCUGGCCGUGGUCCGGCCCUGGGCCUGCUUUUCGCUGCUGCUCGGCGCGUUCUCCGGGGCGCUGAGCACCUACUACUGCUUCUUCGGUGGGUGCCCGAUCCUGCGCGACAUCUGCUUCCUGGGCGCCGUGCCCUGUCUCCUGUAUGCGCUCGCCUGGUGGCAUGGCGAGUCGGGCACGUGCGAUCUGUACCCAGAGACGAGGAGGCGGGUCGCGACCGCGUGACGGGACCCGUGGCGCGUGGAGCAUGUAGUACUCCGACAUCAUUCCAGGGAACCGGCGAGGACACCCUACUCACGUGAUGAAGAGCCCACGUAUUUCAAUGUAAUUGUAAAUUGAACCUGCUGUAGUUCUUGCGAAGGAAGACGAGCCAACCAAUGAGAACAAAGCAAAAUCACAACAGAAGAGAUAAAAGUGCGUUCGCAAUUAAAAUGACCAGAGCACAGCCCGCCCUGUGUUUCAACUGCAACAAGUAAGGACAAGUACUUAGACCACUCGACAUGAUUCUGACGUUUCUUCAAAAGGUUUAGUCUUUGUCUUUGUUCGUAGCAGACUCAAGAGCCGAACGUGAGAAAAACAGUAGCACACCGGAUUGUGAGUAGUGAUUGUAGAAGAGCAGACAUUGAAUUUGAAACAAGCAGAAAGUACUAC